This is a messenger RNA of Solea solea (common sole), 7486 nucleotides long. Its product is annotated as insulin receptor substrate 1-B. The transcript is spliced from 4 exons. The coding region runs from base 570 to 4379 and encodes 1269 amino acids. Gene Ontology annotation, cellular component: cytosol; plasma membrane. NCBI's taxonomy places the organism in Eukaryota, Metazoa, Chordata, Actinopteri, Pleuronectiformes, Soleidae. Gene Ontology annotation, molecular function: insulin receptor binding; phosphatidylinositol 3-kinase binding. The record is from RefSeq and is a predicted model, not a curated record. Gene Ontology annotation, biological process: insulin receptor signaling pathway.
UAGAGUAGUGAGGGAGUGAGUGACAGAGCUGCAGCUCCACGGUGGCUGCUCCGCUGCUCUCCUCUCCUCUCCACGCUACGGCAACACGACCGGAGCCGAACCGAGCCGAGCAAGGGGUGGAGGGGGCAGACAGACGGAGAGACGCGCAGUUCCUUGCGGCACAUUACUGUGUAAAUGUGCGGUAAAUGGGAUUAAACUGCUCAUACGGCGCUUUAAAAACACUGGCAGCAGCAGUAGAGGAGAGUAGGGGGAGCUCCGCGCCGCUUAGCGUCGCCGCAUGUGCUCGUUCGAGUGCGGCUGGGAAACUUGAGCUGGAGCGGGAAGAAAGGUUGAAAAAGAAAGAAGGAACAAGAUAAAGAAGAGGAGAACUAACGGUAGCUGCAGCCUGAAGUGAACCCCCUGCUCCAGGUCUGGUCUCCUGCCUCUCCUCCUCUCACAUGCCUGCGUUGAUGUGGGAUAGAGGGAUGUUUGAAUUAUUAAACUUGCUAAAAGCACCGCAGAAGAAAUAGUUUUUGUUUGUUUUUUUAAGUUCAUUUUCAUCGGAAAUAAGGUAGAAAAGCUAGGGUGACAUGGACGAGCCCCAGAGCAACGAGGACGUGCGCAAGAGCGGCUACCUCCGCAAGCAAAAGUCCAUGCACCGGCGGUACUUCGUGCUCCGCGCCGCGUCGGAGCGCGGCCCGGCCCGCCUGGAGUACUACGAAAGCGAGAAGAAAUUCCGCGGUAAGGCCCCCAUCCCGAAGAAGACGGUGGCGCUGGAGACCUGCUUCAACAUCAACAAGCGGGCCGACUCCAAGAACAAGCACAUGAUAGUACUCUACACCCGCGCGGAGAGCUUCUCCGUGGCCGCGGAGAACGAGGCGGACCAGGACGAGUGGUACCAGGCCAUGGUGGAGCUGCAGUGCAAAAGUAAGAACCCAGCCGACGUUGGAGCUGCAGGAGACUAUGGCGUGCCCAGUCCUGGUCCUGCAUUCAAAGAAGUGUGGCAGGUGAAGGUGUGGCCCAAAGGUCUGGGUCAAGCUAAAAAUUUGGUGGGCAUCUAUCGCCUUUGCCUGACUGACAAGACGGUCAACUUUGUCAAGCUCAACUCUGAUGCUGCUGCUGUGGUGCUGCAACUGAUGAAUGUCAGACGCUGCGGCCAUUCAGAAAACUUCUUCUUUGUUGAGGUGGGACGGUCUGCUGUGACAGGCCCGGGCGAGUUCUGGAUGCAGGUGGAUGAUUCAGUGGUGGCCCAGAACAUGCAUGAAACUUUGCUUGAGGCCAUGAAGGCAUUGAGUGAAGAGUUCCGCCAACGCAGCAAAUCACAAUCAAACUCCGGCCCUGGUGGCGGUGCUACUGCCUCUAAUCCCAUCAGUGUUCCCUCACGUCGCCACCACCCAAACCCUCCUCCCAGCCAGGUGGGCUUUACCCGCCGGCCCCGAACCGAGCCCCCUGGAGGCGUGAACAGUGGAGGCAAUGGGGCCAAUGCGUCUCCCACACCACGGGACAUCUUCCCAAGGUCUCGCACUGCCAGUGAUGGGGGGAAAAGUGAGGAUGGGAUGACCACACCUCUCCAAGGACCGAGCUCCAAUCCCUCCACCAAUGGCUCAUCCUCUAACACCCCAAUCCUCAGGUCUAAGUCUGUCCGUUCAGUCCCCACCACAGCUGCUAAAACUCCUCUUGGGCUGAUGCGCUCCAUCUCAACCCCAGCGCCCUCCCCAGCCCAAAGCCUCUCAUCUAGUUCUGGGCAUGGCUCUGACUUUGGAGGCGUAACAUCUGCUGGCACUGGUCCAAAUUGUGGUACCUACAGUCGACUUCCUUCCCAUCGUGCCUCUGUCUCAGGAUCUCCCAGUGACUAUGGCUCCUCAGAUGAGUACGGCUCUAGUCCUGGGGAUCACACGCUCCUUCCCUCCCCAAGUCUCCCUGGAAGCUCUGUUGGUAGUGUCAGCAGCCAAUCUCUUGGUGAGGAGGGAGCAAACUACAUCCUGAUGGGUCAGCGAAGUAGUGGAGGUGGUGGUAGUGGCAGUAAUCAGGGGAACAUGACGUCCACUUCCCUUCCAGUACCAGGAACACCAACCUGUGUCUCCCAGGCCCAUACCAGGAGAGUGCUACGUCGCUCCUCCAGUCGUGAAUGUGAAGCUGAACGUAGGCUGCUGAGCAAGCGGGCUUCCUUACCUCCCAUGACCCUGGAGAGGCUGGCCCCACAUCAGCGUAGAGCUGAGGAACCAGCAGAUGAAGAUUCUGCUGAUUAUGCCAUUAUGUCGAGGAGCACUAGCCGUGAGUCCUUCACUUCCAACUCCUCUUCCACACAGAGGAACUCUGUCCUGGGUCCUGGGUCAGCAGGGGGUGGAGGAUACUUGGAUGUGUCUGGGGAGUUCAGAAAUGAAGGGAGUGGUGGAGCAGGUGGUAAUAUAGACGUAGGUGUAGACAAUGGGUAUAUGUCUAUGCUUCCUGGUGUCACACAGCCUCCAGUAUCCUUGUCCCAGUCAUUGGCUCUCUCUGUCCCAGACUCAGACUCUAAACCUGCUGAUGAUUACAUGGCCAUGACCCCUAACAACAGUGUGUCCCCUCCACAGCAAAUACGGCCUCCACCAGCCUCUGAUGGCUAUAUGAUAAUGUCCCCGAAUAGCAGCUGUUCUCCUGACCAACGUGGAGGUCUCUCUGGAGGGGUUUGGGUGGGCAGUGGUAGUGCAGACAGCAGGGCAGGGAGUGACUAUAUGAACAUGUCUCCAAUCAGUACACGUUCUGUAAAUGGUAGCCCCCCACCUCCCGAACACACCAGCCAUUUAGAAUCUAGCUCUCAACAGCAAGCUCCAAAAAUGGUGUAUUCUUACUAUUCCCUUCCCCGGUCAUACAAACAUAACCCUUCUGCUGGACACUUUGAAGAUGGACCUGGACGAGGAAGAAGGCAUAAUGGGAGUUGUAAUAGGGGAAUUGGUGGAAGUAAGACUAUUGGAGUGCGUCAGGAGCAAGCAGCAGCCGGCAACUCAGUUGUAGGACGCCACCUGUCACUCUCCUCUUCGUCAUACUCCUCCAGCUCAGCCAGCAGUGAGAGCCUUGGGGAGAGUGAGGAGCGAACUGCACAGGCAGUGAACACCAUGGCUGGGGGAUCUCAGUCUAAAGAUGGGAGUAAGCUCCAGCAGAGACGGGGCUCUGGUGGAUUGUCCAAGCAUAACAGCCAUACUAGAAACAGACCAGUGAGUCUGUUUGUUGAUGUAUCCAAGGCUAAUACUCUUCCUAGAGUCCGUGAGAAUCCUGUGCUCCCAGAACCUAAGAGCCCUGGGGAGUAUGUGAGCAUUGAGUUUAAGGGGGAGAAGUUCAACCAAACUGGGACUGGAGGAGGCCGUGGCAGGGGUACCAGACAUGGCUCAACACUGCCUCAUUCCUCAAACAACCAGAAUCCUCAACACAGGCCAACUUCUUGCCUAGGUAACUUUGUCCCUCUCUCCCGUAGUCCCUCUGCUCCUGUCACUCCCCCAUCUGCAUCUGAAUAUGUCAACAUGGACCUGGGUCCUUCUCCAUCCCCCUCACCCCUGUCCCUUACCCCAAUAGUUUUCCCGCCUUUCCACACCCCUCCUACGCCUCCAACUCUUGCUCAUGCCCCAAAAGCUUGCCACGAAGGUACUGCUGGCCCUUGUGAAGGGGGAGCUGAAGGAGCUGAGGCCCAAAUAAUGGAAAGCAGAGAAAGUGCUCCAGUUGCGGCUGAGUCACCUACAUCUUGUGGAGACUAUACGGAGAUGGUCUUCAACUUGAAUAGCAACAAUGGCCCAAGGUCAUCCUCAAGUGUCUCCCCCAAAGCCCCCUCCCCCACUAGGACUGAUCCUCCUGUUCCGGUAUUAUCACGUGGUCUGGAAUUUCCCCUGUCCAAGCCCGGACUAAAUCCAGACCAUGGGGCUAAAGUUAUCCGUGCCGACCUCCAAGGACGCAGGCGACAUUGCUCAGAAACCUUCCUUGCCUCGCCUUCUCUCCCCACUUCUACCUCUACAUCCUCUUCGUCCACUGCCUCCCUAUUUCCUGAACACACCCAAGCUGUGGCCCGUCGGCUGGGCUUUGAAAGCAUGCUGUGGGGUAAUGGUUCUGUGACUGAUACCCCCAGUCAGUGCAUCCCACCUGGACAGCAAUCCCUUCCCACAAACACUCAGACCUCAUCCACUGAGCAAGGUCUUAACUACAUUGACUUGGACUUGGUCAACAAAGAGGGCCCCCAUUUGGGCCUGGAUGGACCCUCAGGUAGCCAGACCUCCUCCCGGCUCCUCUCUGUACUGGGUGGUCCUGGGAUGGGGGGAGUGGGUGCAGCAGUUGGCAGCAGCUCCAGCCUCAACACUUACGCCAGCAUUGACUUCUACAAAUCAGAGGAGCUGCGGACACAUCAGAAUGGAAACAAGGAAGGAACAGAGUGCUGAUAUUGGUGCAUCGUCCUUGGGGAGACAAUCUGGUACCACUCAGAGAGCUUCACAGCCCCGCCUGUUCCUUUCUGCGACAACCAAUUGCAUGGAAAGAGCAAUUGGAUGGGACACGCCCCUGUAGCACUUUGACAGAGACUGAUGGAAAAGGGUCUUUUUCUCUCUCUUCUUUUUUUUCCUUCUCCUCUGCUUUCAUCUCAUUAGUUAUGGAAACCAGCGGGGGGGAUGUGUGCCAAAUGACAUUCUAGUAAAGAUAUUUGCUGCUCUCAUUCCAUUGAGUGAAAGCCAAUCAGAGAAGGGUAUAAAAAGUGGGGCGCGAUAUUUUUAUUUUAUUGUGAUUUUGUUUUGCUUUUUUAGAUUUCUUCUAAGAGAAAAAAAAGAACUAUAACAAGAUAUAUAGAACUGUUCAAAAAGUGCCUCAUUUUCAGUAUGUAGCCGUUUUACACACAACUUCAAACUUAGCCUCAACUAAGUGAAGCUUUAGGUCCUUUUAUUGUGCUCAGUUUGUUGUAAUUACAAACAAGCAGCAGAUAUAUCAACAAAUAUGCUUAGCCAACUUGCUGCGUUCACGUCCGGAUGGAUGGUACUUUGAUAUGAUCACAGGGUUACUCAAGCGAUUGGAGGACUGGAAGGCUGCAGAUAUCUGUUUUUAUUGAUUAUAUGCACAUCUGUAUGAAUGAAUGAAUGAUUUUAUUUUUAAAGGUCUCAAAAUCAGUGACCGAAAAAGGAAUAAGCUGGAGCUCAAGCCUUAUUUUAGCUGAAACUAUUCAUUGAAUAACCCAGAAUAUCACUAACGCUACCACAAAACCAAAAAAACAUUUUGUUUUCACUUAACAAAUUCCAAAUGUAAACAACCAUGUUAAAUAAUGAUUUCCUUCUCUUAAUUGAAAUUGAAAUUUCAUAUAAUUUGUAUGACUAUUUACACAAAAUUUCCCCAUCAUUCAUAGUUACAACGUACAAGUUGAUGCUAAUAGUGAAUGUGCAGCGAUGUGAACGCAGCGUUUUCGCUAACAUAAAUGAAUGGUACUAGCUAUCUGCUCGUGUUCCUGUCUACUGUGAGAAAUAUUAGCAUAGCAGCUGUUUGCUUUUUUUGCUCAUUAUAACUUGUUUGCUUUUCUUCUGCCAGACUUUUUCCUUCCUCUCCAUACAUGUUUGUUUGUUGUUUUUUUUUUUAACUAGAGCCAUAUCACCAGAAGUAUUAAAUACAGUUGUAUCAGGGGAUACAGUAGCUUGCUAGCUAGCUUCAUCCGGCUAGCUAUUUCAGAUUAAGACGUACGUAUCAUGCCAGGACGUAAAUUCCCUCUCCUGCUGACAUCAGCUCAGGGUGAGACCCCUUCUACAGAGCCAAGCAAUCCCAUUAGUGCUAUUAGCUCCAGACACUUGUGUCUAACUUAAUCCCUAUCGUCUCAGGAUUCUAAAUAUCAUUUAAGGUACAUUGGAUAGAGCCCCUAUCAAUAAUAGCCAUGCUAAUGCUAGCACUGUGGUGGUCGGCGCACCAGGAAGAGGGUCAGUCCUUAUUUCAGAUCUUCUUGUAGACGUUGAGGUACCAAACAUGAUGAAUGUUUUUACACUUUUUAAUUUUUAAUGUGAUUGAAUUGGAUGUACUCGAACCAUAAAUCCUUCUUUGACACAGUUUCUAUGUCCCCCCCCCCCCCCCGCUUUUGCUUAGGUCUUACUGUAAUCUCCGCUAUGCAUCAGCACUUAAGUGCCUGUCUGUCCUGUUUGCCUGCCUGUCUCUCUGCCCCGCCUUAGCAGCUAUAAGCACUAAUUGGGCUGUCCUAGCAGAAUAUAACAAAUCUAUUUUUGUGUCUUUUUUUUUUUUUUUUGGGUUGUACAGUUCUCAUAAAAUAACUUGUUUCUGUUUGUUUGAGUGUGACAAUGAAAUAUCAGAUGACUUGACUCACAGCCAUGGCUCUAAUCAGAGGAGUUUUGGACUGUCUAAUUUUGUCGGGGAAUGGAGGACUUGUUCGCUGUGGGGCAUGAGUGCCAAAUCACAAAAAAAAAAACAAAAAGAAGAAAAAAAAGACUGAUCAGUUUUACUCUCCGACAGCACCUCAAGAAGCAACCUUCACUUCUCCUGUCUGGACGUAUUGUUUUGUUUAGUUUUAAUGAUGUAAUCUUCUGUGUUCCCUCAUUGUUUUGCGGUGCCGGGGAGAACUAUGACUCUUGGAGAUAAAGGUCAUCGUCAAGACUUGCGUAUGCUUUAACCUUGGAUUUUCCGAUGACUUUGACGAGAAAUCGCAUGGAAAGAAAGACGAGGACGUCCCCGAAAAACGAUAACAAACUGUCUGAAUGUCUAAAUACAUGUGCAUCCACAUCGCUCAGAGUUGUAUUUGUGUGUUUUCCUGCCUGCCCUGGGAAGUUCAUGAACUUUCUCACUCUUGUCACAUAACUGUCAGGGGCUUGGAGCGUAACAAUGCAGUUUAAUUAUGAGCAGAUCAGUGGUUGGAAAUGCCCCAUAAUGGUGGUUAGUUAUGCAGAAGUGGGGGAAAGAAAAAAAAACCAGGUUCAGAUAUUCACACACAAUUUGCUUUUCGAGCAGACUCAUGCAAGGAAACACGUGAUGAUUAGUAAAAAAUGAUGAUGUAAUAUAUUUUGGAGAUGUUCUCAUAUUGAAACUCAGCAGAUUUCGGCCAAAGCAGACAUGCUUGAAGGUACAUGUAGUUUGUAAUGAAACCGCACAACCAGACAUUUAUAGUUGUUCUCAAGUAUCUGGUGGACUUUUUAAAUACCCCACGUUUCUACUGUCAUUUGUCCAGACGGUUCAUUCUGUCUGGACAUUUUAUUUUUGCUUUGACCACCUGUGGUAAAGGGCUCAGUGGUUACAGCCGCAUAUCAAGAAAAAUGUUUCCUUGGAUGGGCUCACAGAAAAUCGUCAUCCCAGUUGCAGCGUGAUUUUAUUCAUUGCGUUGUUGUGUGUAUAAAUAUUCAUAGCUCAUGCAGGAAAAGAGCUGCUGCUGUUCUAUAAUCUUGUCAUCCUUCCUCCUGCUCCCCUGAGGGAUGGUACUGAAUGGGAUUAUUGUGAGAUUUGCCAUUGAUGUAGAGAGUUUUACUUCUGUUGCUUGAGAAAACAAAAUCAACUAAAAGGAAAAGAGUCCAACAACAAA